GCACAGUCCCCGCAUCAACCUGCUCUGCUAGCUGCGGUCCGUCCGCCUCUCAGGUGUCGACGCGGUUUGCGCCAGCCAGCGACAACUCCCAAUAAAAAAAAUCAAAGGUCGACUGAUCGAAAUAUUGCCUAGGUGCCCGGAGAGGGGCCACAGACAGCAGCCCAGCUUUGAUCCAGGUCAACUACAGAGGAAGAGGUUGUACACUGGGAGUCUUCAACCUCCUCUCCUUCUCCCCCUCCACCCUUCCUGUCCCAGUCUUCCUCUUCUACCCAUCUCCAUUCUUCUCAUCUCACCACUCCUAUCCUGUCAUCCCUUGACACUUCUCUCUCAUCCCCUGUCCCCACCUCCUCCUCAUCAACUCCUCCUCCUCUGUUCCCACCUCUGCUGGUCUCCAUCUUACCUGUCCAGCCCUGCGUCCCUGCAGCCUGAAUAUCAACAUGGCAUCAGCCCUGUUAGAUCAGUCUAGUGUCCUGCGGGAGGAGCUAACCUGUCCGGUGUGCCUGGACCUGUACCGCGACCCCCACCUGCUUCCCUGCGGCCACAACUUCUGCUUGACCUGCCUCCGCCGCCUGAAGCGCCAGUCUGAGCGCGGUCGUUUCCGCUGCCCCGAAUGUCGCGACAGCCACCGGUCUAGUGGCAACUUUCAGAAAAACUUCAAGCUGGCUAAUAUCGCCGAGGACUACCGCCGCCGCGGCAGAGCAGCCACUGCAGUCGCCGCUGCCGCCGCUGCCUCUGUGUCCAAAGAACCGCUGUCUUCCUCUCUGGCACCGCAGCCGGCCAAGACCUUGUUCUCUGUUCCAUGUGACUACUGCCCGCCAGUGGGGGCUGAGGCAGCAGGCAGCGCUCCUCCCAGCGAGGGGCCCUCUUUUAGCGCUGUGUCCCGGGAGCAGGGUGAGAUGCAAGUGUCAGCGGCCUCUGCUGUGUCGACACUGGCCGUCAAGACAUGUCUGAAGUGCGAGGUGUCUAUGUGUCAGGAGCACGUGAAGCCACACCUGGAGCUGCCGGCGUUCCGCGAGCAUCCACUGACAGAACCGCUGAAUGACUUCAGGAAGAGGAAGUGCCUAGAUCACGAUGAGAUAUACAGAUACUACUGCAUGGACGACAAGGUGUGUGUGUGCAACGCCUGUACCAUUGAAGGAGGACACUCAGGACACACAAUCAAGACCCUAAAAAACACCAUGAAAGAUCUGAAGGGCACGCUGGAUAAACAGCUGUACUGGGUUGAGAGAAAGUACAGCAUGGCGGAGAAGAAACUCCACGAGCAGAAGGAGAAGGAGAGGCAGAACAAGAAGUUUAUGGAGGACUCUGAUCGCUGCAUGACAAGAUUGGGCGAGGAGAUGAAGGUCAAAGUGGACGGAUUUAUCACAAGGCUGCAAGACUGGAGCCGAAUUCACUGCGACACCAAUGGGCCGGCGAUCCUAAAGAACAUCUCCAGUAUCAGCCAGGACCAGGCCCGCCUCCAGGAGGUCCGCUGUGGCAUUGAGGGCCUCAUGCAGGAAAACGACCCUUUCCGCUUCAUUGAGGCAUACAAGACAACAGGAAAACAGUGUCGUCGGCAGCUACGGAAAACCCUGUUUUACCCAGAAUACAUUGACAUGGAGACAGAUGUUCUUGGAGCAACGAUGGAAGAAGAAAUGAACAAAUUCCUCCAAGCUGAACUGCGCUCUCCCAUUCUCGCUGCCAUCGAAUCCCUGUGUCAUCUUGCAGAAACGGAGGAGGAGGAAGAGCAGGAGGAGAAUGAGGAAGAAGCUGUGGAGGAGGAAGACGACGAAGAAGACGAUUUGUAUGACAGCAGUGAUGAGGAGGAAGAAAUGAGGAGUGAGGGAGAGGAGGAGGAAGAGGAGACAGUUGUUAUCGGCCGACUCUCACAGACCGAGUCGGCUGAUGAUGACUACAGCCCAGAGGGCGAAGAGGACGAUGAAGAGGAGGAGGAGGAGGAAGAGGAGGAGGAGGAAGAGGAGGAGGAUGAGGACGAGGAGGAAGAAGAGGCGAGAGGCGUGUAAUGGAGGAAAUUGUUUGAAAGAUUUUUAUGCCAAUAAGAGCACUUUGAAUUUGAUUCUCAACUGCGAGUGUCUUCUUGUGUUUGAGAUUCAUGUGCAGGGCAGAUUUGGAGCAAACCUGCUUCCACAAUCUCAACUUACAGGCAGAGCUGUUUUCUCUCGCCGCUCAUCAAGUUAAAGACAAAAGCAGCUGACACGUUUCUGCCUCAAACCUCCCUGCUGAGAUGACACACUGGAUCGCAACAGAGCAUUUAGUGAGCUGGAUUCCAAACUAGAAAUUUGCACUGAGCACCUGCCAAUGUGAAUCUCCUGCUAAACCUGUGUUGCACACUGCUUUGCUUUAUUACGGUGCUUUUAUAUUAAAAAGCAUCUGCUGCACACCUACAAGAAUGUGAAUGGCUUGUUUUCAGAGGAACUGUCAUGAUAUUUAACAAAGCCUCUGCAUGCUGGUGACACUUUGAAAACCCAAGAGACAUUUUUUUCCCCUAUUUACUUCAAAAUUAAACUUAAUGUUUUAGAAUAAGGGGCUCUUUAUUCAUGUAGCACAAUGCUAAGAUGGUUUUCGAAGGACCACCUACACUUGCUACAGCCCUGUAUUUACAAGGAGGAGGAGGAGUAGGAGGAGGAAAUUGCCUUGAAUACCAGUCAUGUUUUCACUAAGUGUCACCUGCUCUGCACAAUACCACUAGCUCACUCGCACUUCUUUUAUCGUCCAAGAUGUUUAUGAUAAUAUUAUGCACCUGUCAUUGAACUUGUGAUGGACAAACAGGUGCUAAGAUUUAACAAAAAGUAAAAAGUAAAAUUCAGGGCAUUAAAAAGACUCACGAAUGUAGUCAGUCACAGCCAGGGGAUCUCAGAUUACUUUAUUUAAUCCUUCCAGGCAUGGAAAACAAAAAUGUUGCAAUUUACUUCUUUUUCUAGGUUUUGACAACCAUAGUAAAACAUAGUAACACACAGGAGCAACCUGUUUUCAGUAACUUGUGUUGUUUGAAAUGGGACUCACAUGGGCAGAUCUUUGCCAACAUAUUUGACUUGAAGGAGAUGCAUGUGAUGUUAAGGCUCCUGGCGGGAAACAUUCACAACUUCAGCAGCGGUUCACUUGAAGCGAACCCUGUGUAAGUGGAUGGUUGUAUGCUUAAGUUGAAUAUUAGAAACCAAAGGGUGUGUGUAUGUGUGUGUGCGCGUGUGUGCAUGGAUCCUUUGACAAAUUACUUUGCAUGAUAUUAAAAAAAAAACAACUCAUUGCAAUCAAAAUAUUUUCAGUAUGUUAACAGUUUACAUAGGGUACAGGUUAAUGACUGCUUUUCAUAGUUGUGCUUAAAAAACUGAAUGCAUUGUUAAAAAAAAAAAAAAAAAAAAAAGAUCUGAAAUGUUCUUA
Molecule: messenger RNA, 3378 nt
Organism: Myripristis murdjan (pinecone soldierfish)
Lineage: Eukaryota; Metazoa; Chordata; Actinopteri; Holocentriformes; Holocentridae
Product: E3 ubiquitin/ISG15 ligase TRIM25
Exons: 8
Coding region: 438-2003 (521 amino acids)
Molecular function (GO): zinc ion binding
Source: RefSeq, a predicted model, not a curated record